GAAAAGAGCCUUACUUGAUCUUUACCAAUCGUCAUGAUAUCAGGAAAAUGGGAUUGCGCCAAAUGGAAUACACCCAAGUGGCCUGGAAGCUGAGAAAUGCUGUAGCACUUGAUGCUGAUGUUACAACACAAAGGAUCUUCUGGGCUGAUCUAGGACAGCAAGCAAUAUUUAGUGUCUCCAUGGAUAAAUAUGAACAUUUAACGAAUAAAUCCGUCAUUGUCAAAGAUCUUGGGGUGCCUGUGGGAAUUGCUGUAGACUGGAUCUACCAACACAUCUAUUGGAUCGAUUGUGGUACUAAAACCAUAUCUGUUUCUAACUAUGAUGGAAGAAAAAGGAAAGUCCUUUUUGAUACUGGCUUGAUGGAACCAGCUUCAAUUGUUACCAAUCCACUAUCUGGUUACCUUUACUGGUCAGAUUGGGGUGAGCCAGCCAAGAUU
Chiloscyllium plagiosum (whitespotted bambooshark) is the source of this 437-nucleotide messenger RNA. The record is from RefSeq and is a predicted model, not a curated record. Lineage: Eukaryota; Metazoa; Chordata; Chondrichthyes; Orectolobiformes; Hemiscylliidae.